CCCCCCCCCCCUUCAUGUCCUGCGAGAGGAGACGGAGAUGGCCGCGCACAGGUGUGGACUGCCGAAGGUGAAACUCGCGCAUUGGACACAACGAUUUGCCAAUUUAGAAACAUCGUCGUUAUCCAUACAAAAUUUCAAGAACUACAUUGGCCCAAAAGUGGCAUCUCGGAGCGAUGCUUCGUCACUCGAACACUAUGCCCAUCACAUUAUAGAGGAGCUAUCGGAAGACGAACCUUACCUCGCACUCGAUCCUGCAGCAGCAGCAGCAUCUAAUCAUCCUCUCGUUGUGUUCACCGAAGAGCACUGGGCGUUCCUUAUGCUCAGCCUAAUACGUUCCGGCAAUGUGGGCGCUGCGGAGCACUUCUGGGUGGACAUGGAGCGGAUCGGUGCCCAAACGCCGCCACUCGUCCAGGCUGCUGUCAUCAACGGCUUUGCUGCCUUGAAGAGGUUUGAUCGCGCACGGGCGGCCUGGAAGGUGUUUCUCUCUACCGGUGAGGCACCGAGAGCUAUUCUUCGUCGGGAGUACAUCAGCGCCUUGUUUCUCGAAGGAUGUUCGAAGGACGCCCUGGCAGAAUUUGAGCGCUUUGAGCAGUGUCUUCGCGAGAAACCCGAGUUCGCGACCGAUCCUCAAGCUGUGCUCGUCUUCAACACAAAGCUCGAAUGGCUGCUGUAGCAGUCUCACAUUGAUCAAGCACGGACGAUUCUGGAUCGGAUGAAGAAGGCGGGGCCGAAGCCAGACGUGAGCUCAUUUAACGCCUUUAUGAAGUACUACAGUUGCAGCAAAGACCUGAAGGCGAUCUCUGGUACCAUGCGGGAGAUGGACUCUUUAGGAAUGUACGGGGAUGUCUACACCGCCUCCGUCCUCUUGCCUGCUCUUCACUUGUUGCGGACGGACGCCACACAGCUCGUACUGGAGCUAUUGCGUCAGAACGACGUGACCGUCGAUACAAACGCAUGCGACACGCUCCUGGAAUAUCUCGUGCGCUCGGACAACGAUACCGCAUUCGACGCAGCCUUUGCCGUUAUCGAACACAUGGAAGCGCACGUUACCGAGACAGCGCCUGGUGCCAAGACAUAUGGCACUGUGCUCCGCGGCAUCGAACGCAGAGUAUGGAGCGACCAGACUCUAGCUUCACGCUACUGGCGCGCGACAAUCAAGAAGAUGAACGGCUAUCAGCAGCGCGACCUGAUUGCCACAUCCUUAAUAGGGACUCUAAAAGUCAUCGAAGCAUGUUGCGAGAAUCCGACCGCUAGAGCGAUACGACAAGCUAUGAUCUACUAUCGGAUGCACAAACAGGGCAAGAGGCACUUGACUAGGCACAAUGUGGACCACCGCAUAUGGAGCAAACUCAUGGAUCAUGUGAUCCGGAGGCACGAGUGGAAAAUCGCGGAUGAGUUGGCUCGAGACAUUGAGCCGGUAAGAAAUAACCUCUCGCCUGGUAUGAUCCGAUUGCUCGAGCGAGCAAGGGCACGCGAUGCUAGUACUUAACCUUCCAUACGUAUACGACGAUGUAGAACAGUGGAAAGCAAUGUGCUGAAAGCUGAAGUGCUUUCGAAUAUGCAGCCAUGUUACAGCAAGUGGUAUAUAUACAAACGCCAGAGGCGAAAGGCUUAGAUACUUAAUCCUUGAAUCAGGAAGAUGUCCAGAUGUUAGUUUCAGAUUAGAUGACAUGUCUUUUGAGGGCCUCACGCGAAGUCUAGGAUCUCGUUCGGCUACAUUGCAUGA
Phanerochaete carnosa HHB-10118-sp is the source of this 1726-nucleotide messenger RNA. RefSeq lists its product as uncharacterized. The record is from RefSeq and is a predicted model, not a curated record. Bases 713 to 1489 code for a protein of 258 amino acids. The transcript has a single exon. Gene Ontology annotation, molecular function: protein binding. Lineage: Eukaryota; Fungi; Basidiomycota; Agaricomycetes; Polyporales; Phanerochaetaceae.